AUGAACCCAUACAAUCAACAGCCAUACGGGUUUCCGCAGCAAACACCAGGCCCGCCACAACCGCCAUGGCAAGUUCCCCCUCGACGACAAGGAUGGGGAGACCCCAGACUUCACGGACAGCAGCAGCAACCGCAGCAGCCACAGUCUCCAGCGUCUCCUUAUCAUGCCGCGGGACUCUCGUCGAAUGCGUUCGGGCCUCCUCUCCCACCUCCUCCGCCGUCUCAAUACCCUCCGCCGCCGCAGUUUGACGCACAUCAGUGGGGAGUCAGAUAUAACCAGGGACUGGGCGCUCAAGCUCAAAAUCAACACCAGGAACCCAAACCUGCGUUGCCGCCGCGUCCUUCCUCCGCCACGGGCAGGAUAAGCCCGCAGCCUCAUCAGACGAGCUACUCGCAGCAGCCACCAUCGGCACCGUCACAACAACAGUAUGGGACAUCGUGGAACGACCCCUAUCACACGAGCACGACGGUACCACCUCCUCCACCUCCCCGACCGGCCGAGUAUCAGGCCCAGAUACAGGCCGCCCAUCACAAUCGAACCGGAACUCCCCAUCAAGAAUACUCGUAUCAGCCUCCCACGCAUCACUACGAUCCUCCUGCGCUGCAACAGAACGCAUGGAGCGCUCAACAUGGACAGCCGACGGCACCACCGUAUCAUCCGACACCACCUCCUAUGCAACAGACGUCAGGGGUACUGGACGGUCCAUUGGUCUCGCCGAUAGAUUCCACGAGUGGUUAUUGGAGUAGUGGUCAUCAGGCGCAUUCCAGUACAAGUCAGGCUCCCAGUCACUACAAUCCUCCUGCUGCGAUCCAGACUCCAGAUUUCAAACCUGCAUUUUCUCAAGCAUUAGGUUUCGGCGGACCCUCAGACUGGGAACAUUACGAUCCCAAUGCACCUCCCCCAGAGCAAACACCGACCAGCCCUCCACCAAAUCCUCUAUACCAAGAUCCCAUUUCCCCUCCGCGGACACACGCAACCCUGCCUGCUACUUAUCAAACUCCGAAACCAGAACCUGUUCUCCCGACCCAUGCCGUUGAGAUUGGCCUCAACAGUCCAGUGUCACCUCGAAAAGACUCGCGGGCUCAACUGCCUCCCAGAGUUGACAGCGUUCCAUCCCCGCCAUCGCAACCUGCGGAUGAGAGACCUUCGUCUGCUGGCCAACAUAGCGGCGAAGUUUCCGCACGUUCUGACAGCCUCAAUGGGACAGGGAUCGACAGCGUCAUUCAAGCUUGGAAUGCUCCCUUGAAUGUACGGUCGGCUCAAGACUCGACACCGAGACCCGAAUCCCGUGCGUCUGCUCCGCGGGUUACAUCUCCGGAGCCAGGUAUAUCUCCAGUCAGCGUGAAAGUGAUUGAUCCCUACGCUGAUCUAGAACCGGAGUUCAAAGCAUCACUGAAGAGGUAUGCGGCGAUGCUGCGAAAGGAGGCAGAAGCCGAGACGGAUGACGACAAAUUCGAGAUCUUCCAGAGCUUUGUCAACAAGGAGCUGAGACUGAGGAGUCUGCUUUACGGGGUUGAACUCAAGAAGGAAGCGGGCAAGGAGGUCAAGAAGGCGGCCAGCCUGGCAGAUAUCCAGGCUAUCUUGCCCAACUCCACCUUUCCCUCGAGCGGGACAAGUAAAGGUCUUGAUCGCGUUGAUGAGUCAGUCGGUAUACCGUCCGACCAGGUGACAGCACCGUCGCUAGCCCAACAAUCACAAUCACAACCGUCCAUCAAUACGAUACCAGAACCCGCCCAAGCAAAUACUGUGCAAAGAGAACAACCGCUCGGCAUUCCCAAGUCUGCAGAGGCUGUCUCUCCUGCUCCAGAGCCGUCAGUCAAACCAGUCGUCGAAACCCGCCCGAAGUCGAAGGAUGGUCCUCAUGUGAUCAUUCCAGUGGCAGGUCAUGACGAUGCUUAUAGCCCUGGUGGGCGGCCGUUAAUGACAAAAGUUGCGGGUGGUGGUGAGGAGCAAGAAUACAGCCCCGGUGGUCGACCGGUUGCGACGAAACCCACAGACGAGGAAGGAGAAACAUACAGUCCUGGUGGUCGUCCAAUCGCUGCCAAACCCGUUGAGGCUUCAUCGACGAAACCUUCCUCUAUUAGUACGGUGAUCCCACAGCAGCUUCCCCAACGAUCAGAAGAUAUGUUAUCGCCGAGCAAUGAUGCUCCAAUGGUCAUCGAAGACUAUGCAACCCCCGGACCACCUUCACCAAGCGUGAACGCCCCAAUAGUCGUCAUACCCGAAGCUCCACGCGCCCAAGAUUCACCAGGACGACCUCCUCCAGGUAACGGCAGCAAGCCGGUCGUACCUAUCAAGUUUGAGCCUGCUCGUCCUGCAUACACGCCAUUUCGGUACAAUGCCGGUGUCCAGGAAGAGAAGAGCAAGACCCUAAAACCAGCAGAUCAGGCGUAUUCCUCGUUGCGAAAUUCGGUGGCUGACUCAGGUCGCUUGAUGGCUCAAGACACGACACUACUGGCGCCUGUUAGACCGUCCUCCACCACCGGCAAAAAAGAACACGAAGAGGCGUUCAUUGGCUUGAUCAGAAAGCAGAGCAUGGCUGUGAGACAGAAAACUCCAGGACCAGGCCCAGGACUACCGCCUCCAGGAAUCAGGCCUGGCAGCGAGCCUACAACCUCUCCUCGGCCUGAGCCUCCCCUGGUCAUGCGUGUUGGGACUCCCGCCACAGCGUCGACCAAGCCACAACAGGUGCCGGCGGACCCUCUCAAAGCAGCAGUUACUGCGCUGCGCUCCCUGUUACCGCCCGCACCGGACAUAUUCUCCCCUAUAGAGGCUAAUCCUGAGCAUCCAAAACUCAAACUCAUCAAGUCUAAAAUCGACUCCAUUCCCGACGCUUUCACCUUCAUCCACGACACAGUAGUGGAAUGGGAUCGCACCAACCGUCUCGUCCGUAAAGAACAAGAAGCUGAACGACAGGCCCGCCAAGAAGAAUCUGAAGGGCACAUUGACGCCCUCUUCAACGACAAUGAGAUUGGAUAUGCAGAUAUUGGAGAGUUAGAGGCGGAAUUCAAACUCAAGGAGGCGGAGAAGAGGUUUGACGAGGACCAAGCAGAGCUGGAAAGCUUUACGAGCCAAGUCUUCGUAGCUGUGACGGAGCGAUUGCAGAAAGAAAUUGCGGAGCUGAUGACGGCGUAUACCAUGGCGGUUGACUUGCUCGAUAUCGACAGUUUGGCGGUGUCUCGCUGCUUCAAAGCCAAUGAUAGGGGGACUGCAGUGAGGAUGACCGAAGUCAUGUCGUACGUCCUUACCUUGUUUAACAAGAUCGAGAUCCGCCAUACCAAAGUUGCCGAAGCGCACGUGGAGCGUGAGAGGCGUCGCAAACAUCUCGAACUCACUGUGCUAUACACCAACGGCGACGUGCAAGGCGUGAAGAAACUGGAGAAAGAAUUUGCAGUAGCGGAGAAGAUGGCCGUUCUGCACGAAGCACGGGGCCGAGACAACAGAGCGAACAAGUUGAUGGAUUCGUUCGACCGCGCCACCGUACGCGGGCUGGGCGAUAACCAGGUCUUCACGGAUGAGGUGUUGAGCAGGCUUCAAGAUAUCAAGAGGGCAAUCGACGCGGGAGCGGUCCAGAACGAGAAGGAGAGACUGUACGAACCGGACGGUGCACGGGAUACACUGUCCCUGGCUCAAAACGCACUGGACACGGUCAUGGCAGAUUCUCGCCGUCUCCUCGCUCUCUCGAACGAGGCGGACGUCUUGCUCAACGACGCCGACUAUAAUGUGUCCGUCGCGGAGGCGCGGGUGGCCAAUGCGGACAAACCGACGUACACGAACCUGGAGAAUGAAAAGGCCAAAGAGGACGCCAAGUUGUUUGAAGAGAUGAAUGUGAGGACGAGCAGUGUUACCAAAGGACCGCAGGAGGGUAUUUCCCUGAUCCGCGAGAUGGUGGAUCGGAUCGGGGAUGAUCCGGCGCAUCAGGAACGGAUCAAGAAGGCUUUGGAGAAAGCGAAGAUGAGGAAUGCGAAUGGGGCGAGUAAUGAGGGUGGAUGA
Molecule: messenger RNA, 3993 nt
Organism: Fonsecaea multimorphosa CBS 102226
Lineage: Eukaryota; Fungi; Ascomycota; Eurotiomycetes; Chaetothyriales; Herpotrichiellaceae
Exons: 1
Coding region: 1-3993 (1330 amino acids)
Source: RefSeq, a predicted model, not a curated record